This is a messenger RNA of Carassius auratus (goldfish), 2972 nucleotides long. Its product is annotated as E3 ubiquitin-protein ligase TRIM21-like. Gene Ontology annotation, molecular function: protein binding. NCBI's taxonomy places the organism in Eukaryota, Metazoa, Chordata, Actinopteri, Cypriniformes, Cyprinidae. The record is from RefSeq and is a predicted model, not a curated record. Bases 2131 to 2781 code for a protein of 216 amino acids. The transcript has a single exon.
CUUUCCUUAAAGUGUCAUGAAACCCCCUUUUUAUGUUUACAUAUAUGAACAGGUUUCACAUCAGUAAAAACAACUUUAGCACUCAUCAUUGAAGCAAUUUUGUUCUUCAGGUUCAAAAAGCAAAGCUGAGCCUAUGUCAUGAAAAAUGACAUAAAUGCAUUCAUCUGGAGUGGUGAUUGGCUGCUGUGGCUGGAGAGUACACGUCUACAUCAUCAGUUUUUGAGCUUUUUUCAGUAUUAUUCAGGAAAAUGAACUCCACAUCAUUGUAUUAUGCAUGAGGUCAUCUUACAGUGGAGAAUUCAAAUCUUAUGAAAGAGCUUUGCGCUGUAAGUUCAUUUCUGUAAACAUGAGCGUAAAAAUAUUUAAUAUGACAACAUGUGGAGUGCAUGACAAUCGUUUCUGCACUGAAUGCUGUGAUGAGUUUAACAACACUUGCUACAUGGAUCAUAGUUCAUAUCCAGACAUGAGCAAGUGUGCUUCAAGUUUAUGUAAACAUAGUUCAUAUUCUCCUGUGCUCCAAACAUGAACUAGCACGCACACAUACAGGGGCGUAAAUUUUGUCUAACAGUUUGGGGGGACAAUAAACAGAACAUUUCUCGAGCAAUUUAUGAAGAGGACACAAAUAAUACAUAUAAAAUUGUACUUUUUAUGAUAUGUAUACAAAGAGGAAAGCCUUACUACUAUUAAUGUAGCAGGAAGACCUUUUCAAAUUAGACAACUUAAAGGGUUAGUACUCACCCCAGAGGCAUCAUUGGUGAAUGUGACUUUCUUCUUUCAGACGAAUCCAGUCGGAAUUAUAAUAAACUGCUUAUUUCCUAUCAUUGCAGUCAGCGGGAGUUGCAGUGCUUCAGUCCAAAAGAAGUUAAAUAAAAAGCGCCCAUCCAUAAAAAUAAAGUGUUUCACACGGCUCUGGGGGGUGAACAAAGGCCUCCUGUAAAUAAUCGAUGCAUUUGUGUAAGAUAAAGAUGCCAUAUUCAAACCUUAAUAAUCUUGCGCAAACAGCUGUACAUGGAAGCAGCUCCGAGCUGAUGAUGUAUGAGGUCAGGUUUGUGCAUGCGCCGACGAGUCUCGUGAAAACCAACGUUUGUUUACAGGACCAAAGGAAGCAAAGUUUCCAUACUUUAACAAGUCCCCUCUUGGUUUAUAUCAAAAUCCUCUGACAUUCUUCUUUAAAAAUCCUCAUUUUGUACUUCUAAUUAUUUACAGUUGUUUAGAUCUCUCUGCCGUGUUUCCGUGUACGUCACUUCUAAGUGGUGCAUGCUCAAAGCUGAACUCAUGUGUCAUCCGCCUGGAGCUGCUUCUGUUUAUAACAGUGAGUGCAAGCUAUAUUAAACUGAUUAUUACAUUUUGAAUAUGGACAUUUUUCUUACAAAAAUGCAUCGAUUCGUCACAGGAUGCCUUUGUUAGCCUCAGAUUUUUUUUGGGGGUGGGUGGGGGGUUAUCAUGUCUUCUUCAAAUAAAAGAUGCACAAAUAAUGUCAUGCACUGAUACAUUGACAGAAACAAUUAUAUAGACCAAAAAUUCAAAGAAGAGUAAACUGAAUAUAACUGCCUUUAUUCUUUCUGUUUUAAAUAUAUUUUAACAUCCAUUAGUCUGUAUAAUGAGUAUGUUGUAUAGGUCUGUAUUUUAUUGGUUGUUUUCUCCCCUAUUCCCACCACCCACUUUUCCACAGUUUUACAUGCCCAUUUCUGGAGUCUUUUUUCAGAUCCAAGGUGUGAAAGACCAGUGCUGAAACGGGGGUUUCAUGACACUUUAAAUCCUUGAGCCAUCUUAAAUCUGUAUUUAAAUCUUUGAGCCAUCCUGAAUCUUUCCUUCAACUUUUGAACAAUCUAUUUUUUUUGUAUCCUUGAACCAUGAAUCCUGUAUUUUCAAACAUUUAAACAAUCUCAAAUCUUUAUUUAAAUCCUAAAAAUAAUCUUGAGUCCUUGAAACAUUGUGAAUCUUUUCUUGAAUCUUUGAGCCAUCUUGAAUCUUUCCUUGAGUCUUCGAAUCAUCUCGAAUCUUUUCAUUUAUUUUUUUUUCCUUUAAAUCUUCAACAAAUUAGAGUCUUUAUUUGAAACAUUGAAGCUUUACUUUAAUCUUUAUAAAUCCUAUGAAUAUAUCUUAAAAAAUUCUUUGUUACAGUCAAACAUGUGGAUACACUAUAAAACAAUUUUGUUUUUCAGAAAACUUACUGUGACUUUACCUGAUGUGAUUCUUGCAGUGAAUAUGACCCUUGACCCUGACACAGCAAACCCCUGGUUGGUGGUGUCUGCAGACAGGAAGUGUGUGACAGACGGCAAUGAAGAACGCAGCGUUCCAAACAAUGCCGAACGUUUUGACACAGCACCGUGUGUCCUGUCGAGAGAGCCCAUCUCAAGGGGAAUAACUUAUUGGGAAGUUGGAGUCUCAGGUAAAACAGCAUGGGACUUGGGAGUGGCCAGGAAAUCUGUCAACAGGAAGGGUUUGGUGACACUGAGCCCACAGGACGGUUACUGGGCAGUUUGUCUGAGAGGGGGCAGCGAGUACAGGGCCUGUGACCGUGAAUCAGUACUUCUGUCACUAAAAACUCUUCCACAGAGAAUUGGUAUAUAUGUGAAUUACGAAAAAGGUCAGGUAUCAUUUUAUGAUACGAGUGCAUGCACACAUAUAUACUCAUUCACUGGACAGUGCUUUACCGAGAGCCUACUGGCUUACUUCAACCCAGACAUGAAUGACACAGGAAAUAACAAUGCCCCACUGGUUAUACAACCUGUCAGUUCUGAGAAUGGGGAUCAGACAUACGAUAUUGUAACAAUAUGAAGAAAGACAAUCUACAAAAAUAGAAAUGUAACAAAGCAAACAUUGUCAGAUAUAAAACAGUUGAUGUAGAGUGUUGAUAAUUGUUAUUCUAUUUAAACGUUUAUCAAUUUUUUUGUUGAAUGAACUGAAAUCAUUGUUUUUUUUCCAAGAUUUGAUUUAAUGUGAUAUUUGUGAUUCAUAAAUAAAUAAAG